Molecule: messenger RNA, 1741 nt
Organism: Dendronephthya gigantea
Lineage: Eukaryota; Metazoa; Cnidaria; Anthozoa; Malacalcyonacea; Nephtheidae
Product: kelch domain-containing protein 2-like
Exons: 13
Coding region: 290-1435 (381 amino acids)
Molecular function (GO): protein binding
Source: RefSeq, a predicted model, not a curated record
AUUGAAAUUAUACUUUAGUUAUGAUUGUUUGCCUCUUCGAUUUGAGUUGUAAAAUUUAAACUGCCGCACCCAGGAUAGCAAUACGAUUGGUGGAAAAUUAACCAAUCACAUCGAGCGACGAGCGAUCUAUUCUGAUUACAUUCUAUUCUAGAGGAUAUUUGGGGAUGCAUGCGGGAUAGGAUUAGGGUAGUUAAUGGGUAAAUAAUGUCGCAAUUCGAAAACCAAUAUUUGUUUACAAACAAACAAGUGUCCGAAGUAUUAUGUGAACAUCCAAAUAUUCAUAUGUAGUAUGUCACUUUACAUUCCCGAUAUUGAAUCUGAAAAACCAGAUGCAAGAUGUGGACAUAUAUGUUUUGAGUUUAGAGGAAACGUUUACGUUUGGGGUGGAUAUACUGAUGAUGAUGGUUGCAGAUACCUUCCAAGUCGUUCUUUGUGGAUAUAUCAUGUGAACUCUUCUUCCUGGAAACAUGUUCAUUGUACUGGUGAAAUUCCUGUAAAUUUGAGUGGAGCAUGUGCAUCAAGGGUUGGACAGACUUUGUUUAUUUUCGGCGGACAUUGUCUAGAUUUUGGACACUCUGAAAAACUGUAUUCCUUGGAUCUGGUCACAUACAAAUGGAAAAAUCAGUCGGACUCUGUUUUAGGCAAUGCACCACUUCCCCGAGACAAGUUUGGCUCAUGGGUUAUAGACGACAGGAUAAUCUAUUUCGGAGGAUAUGGUCGGUCGCCAGACAAAGCAUAUUAUGGCCCCUUUACCUACCACGAGCAUAUGAGAGGAUGGAAUGGGCAAGUGGCUGUUCUUCAUUUACAAGCAGAUGACGUGUUAGAAUGGAAAUACCCAAAAGUUAAAGGCGACCCACCUCAGCCAAGAGCCGCUCACGGCAUGACAAGAAUUGGAAAAAAAGGUUAUCUGUUUGGUGGACGACAUUCGGUAUGCCGUGAUAACGACCUGUAUUGCUUAGAUUUGGACAACCUAACCUGGUCAGGACGUCUGCAGGUCAGCGGUCCUCAACCAUGUGGUCGGUCAUGGCACGUGUUUGUCACAUGCGGUCCAGAACAUAUUCUGCUUCACGGAGGUUUUGAUGCAUUUAACAGAGAAUUAGAGGAUGCGUGGUUGCUAGAUGUCAACCGUUUGGAAUGGAUUGAGAUUGACGCGUUUACAAAAAUAAGACCGCCCAAAACAAGGCUAUGGCAUGCUGCAUGUCGAACGGAAAACGAAGGAGAAAUCGCGAUAUUUGGUGGAAGUGCCGGUCAGUUUUUUGGGCCAAAUACUCGUCACACGAAUGAAUUAUUCUUUUUCAAUUUUACUCCGAGAAGUCUUCAAAGGCUUUGCGAGGAAGUCGUAAAAACCAGGGGAAAUGAUGCAUUUCAACUGGGUAAACUACCCAGGCACAUUGGAAGGAACUUGAAACCGCGAAGUCGCUCACAUGAGCGUUAAAAAUCGUACGAAUAAAUGCUGUGCUUCUCUUAAAUCAUUCGUUAAGAGAUGGAUUGUUGUGUUUUACAAACGGGUUUGUCAAUCAUGUACAACAAUAUGGACAAAAAACAGUACAACUUCUUCGAGACGUUUGACCCUCUGAAAAAUAAUGCAACUCUUGCAAAUAAGAAAUCAUUAUUGGAUGAGUUGCGCCGGGCGAUGUUGAGAAUUUUCAAGGCCCAGGUUGGUGUUAUCUGCCGAAGCCGAUACCACACACGAAAAAGUAGAUUAUUCAACAUUUCAAUAUUGAUAAUAGUCACGGCAAAG